Molecule: messenger RNA, 1726 nt
Organism: Xylaria bambusicola
Lineage: Eukaryota; Fungi; Ascomycota; Sordariomycetes; Xylariales; Xylariaceae
Product: FAD-binding domain-containing protein
Exons: 2
Coding region: 98-1528 (476 amino acids)
Molecular function (GO): FAD binding
Source: RefSeq, a predicted model, not a curated record
GGGCUCAUUGUACUACCACGAUACAUUGUGAUGGCGUGACUUUAUAGAGUCGCAACCAACUCUUUUCGUAGUCUCGCCAUCCACCAGCCACACCAACAUGGCCUUAACCCCUCCUCCUGCUCUCGAUGACGCGGGGCUACUCUCACAGGUGCUGUGUCCCGCGGAGGUUGCGUACGAAGAGCGUGUUGCAUCUUACUGGUCAAAUACAGCCAAGAAGAGGCCCACAAGGAUCCUUCGUCCGGCGUCAGCUGAAGAGCUCUCGCGCGACCUAGUCACGCUCGUCAAUGCUCGCCAGCUCUUCGCUGUCCGUAGCGGCGGGCACAGCAUGCCGGAAGGGGCCAGCAACAUCGAAGACGGAGUGACCAUCGACCUCGGCCUCAUCGACCAGAUCGUAUUUGACAAAGAGUCUGAGACGGUCCAAGUCGGGUCCGGCUGUUUAUGGAACCAGGUGUACGGAGAACUCCAGAAGCACAAUCGCGCAGUUGUCGGUGGGCGUGCGGGCAGUGUCGGCGUCGGUGGUUUCCUUCUCGGUGGGGGGAAUGCCUGGCUCACGGCACAGAGGGGUUGGGCGUGCGAUAACAUCGUCGCCGCCGAGGUUGUCCUGGCCGACGGUAAGAUCGUAAGUGCCAAUAGGAGCGAUCACGCCGAUCUGCUACAGGUGCUCAAAGGUGGAGGGAACAACUUCGGCAUCGUCACCCGAUUCACUCUUACGACUGUGCCCCUCGAUCAAGUCUGGGCUGGAAUCCUAGUGACCCCUAAAGAUACGAUACCCAAAAUCUGUCGAAUGACCAUGGACUUCGUUACGAAGAUAAAGCAGAACACGGAAAACAAUCUCAUCAUUGUCAUUGGAUACCAACCCGAUCUCAAAGACGUAACUGCGAUCGUGUUAGUGGUUAACACAGCAGGGGUGACGGAUGACCCCAUUUUCGAUGAAUGGAAAGAGCUCCCCAGGAUCACAGAAAUGAUCAAGACGACCUCACUAUAUGACCUCUCUUUCGAGGCUACAUUGCCUAAGGACCAUUAUACGAGUUGGUUCACCCUAACUUUCAAGAGUGACCCGCGCAUCAUGCUCAAGGCCUCUGAGCUUCAUGACGAGCUUGUAGCUAGUCUAAAGUCCUUCAUGCCAGACGGCGACUUCAUGUCACAGUGUACCUUCCAGCCUCUUCCCAUGAUCAUAGCCCAGCAGUCGCUCAGAGCUGGGGGCAACAUCAUGGGUGUCGAAGACAACAAGAGCGACGGAAUUCUGUUCCAGGUGAUUGUAAUCAUGAAGACGGAAGAGCAACAUGCCUUUGCCUAUGCUCAGGCGAAGGGGUACGUGGAGAGUUUGAAAGAGUUCGCGCAAUCGAUAGAGGGCGGGCUCUUCCGUUGGUUGUACAUGAACUACGCGGAUAAGUCCCAAGAUGUUCUCACGAGUUAUGGACCGGAGAAUGUCAAGAAGAUGAGGGAAGCUGCAAAUCAUUACGAUCCGGAUGGGGUGUUCCAAAAGCUGUGUCCAGGUGGAUGGAAGUUACCUGAACUUGACGAUUAAGUUGCUAAUACUUAUUGAUUUACUUCACAGUAGCAUCGUUCAUUUCAACUACUUCAGAUGAACAUUCUGCGGAGUGAGAUAGUAGCUAGCACUCGUCAAAAUAAUUGUCAUGAUCGCGCCCACCAGACUCCCUCGCGCUCAAAACGAGAAAAUUGUAGGAUAGUCGGUGUUUCGCGCCGUCGCCGUCAACACGCCGAG